Malassezia restricta is the source of this 1722-nucleotide messenger RNA. Its product is annotated as TKL protein kinase. Gene Ontology annotation, biological process: protein phosphorylation. The record is from RefSeq and is a predicted model, not a curated record. The transcript has 2 exons. NCBI's taxonomy places the organism in Eukaryota, Fungi, Basidiomycota, Malasseziomycetes, Malasseziales, Malasseziaceae. Gene Ontology annotation, molecular function: protein kinase activity; ATP binding. Bases 1 to 1722 code for a protein of 573 amino acids.
AUGCUGAAGCCCGCGUCAGGACAUUUGCAUGAUGAGCGACUUGGAUCAUCGCCCCCAUCAAUGCCACCGCGUGGAUCAAAAAAUGUACAAAGCGCACCGAAGCGUACUCGAGCCGGGCAACUAAAAGAGGAAACAUCGAGCUCGGGCAUCAUGAGCAGUGACUCUGAGUGGUACGCCACAUCAUCAAGCGAUAGCGAUGAGAAUGUUAGCUCGAAAAAAAGCCGGCACAAACGACAUUCACGCAGCUUCUGGGGCCGAAGGCACGUUACAGGAACGCCAAAAAGGACCAAAGCCGCUUGGGUUUAUCGCAGUCCUCAUCGCACGCCCAGACAUCGACUGCGCUCAUCAUCAAAGUACCCAGCUCCACCGCCCUUACCACCGCAUGUUCAUCCAUUUUGGAGACAAAAUCCUGCUGCUACCCAUGAAAAGCGUCCUGUGUAUCCUGUAUUUUUACGAUCGCCACGCUCACGACGUCUACGGCGAUUCGAACGCAGCCCAAAUAUGAAUCAAAAAAUCACCAUGUCACCCCUGCAUGAUGACUGCACACCACGGCAUUUGCACGCUCCUGCGCCGAAUUUGGAUAAAGACGAAUUUGCUUGGUUCGACUCAUCUGACUCAGAAUUGUCGUCAGUUCCCGACGAAAGUUCGUCGUUUCCCGAUUUGGACGAUACACCGACGCACAUCCCAGCUCAACAUAUACCUCAGUCCAACCAAAACCUACCGGAACAGCUGUCCCAAAAACCGACUUCGUAUCAUGGUUUAAAACCUGCAAAAAUCAAGACCCCCCAACCAAAGGCGUCUGAGUCAGCCCACAAUGAAGUUCAAGCUCUAGACCUUGGACGCCUUGAUUUACUGGACCAUGUGAUUUCACCCGAAAAGCUCGUGAGGCAAGAGCGAAUCGGCGCUGGUGCUUUCAAAGAUGUGUACCGGGGCCUUUACCAUGUAUCACGCAUGCGCGUCUUGCCUGUCGCUAUUUGUGAUCUACGCGAUGAGCUCACUGAAAUGGACAUUAAGGAGCUCAAGUUUUUGCGAGAUUUGCGACACGAGAAUAUUGUGCAGUUUAUUGGCAUUGGCAUACCGACAAAUCUCAGGCUAGGUCCGCCCUGCGUGAUUGUGAGUGAGCUAUGCGAGAACGGAGACUUGUUUGAUUUUAUCCGUAAUACCCCACCACCUCCGGAUGUAAACAUUUUCCGCAUCCUUCUACAGAUUGCUCGAGGUCUUGAAUACUUGCACACGCACAAACCAAUGAUUGUUCACCGCGAUUGCAAGUCAACGAAUGUGCUGAUCAAUGCACAGGGCAUUGCAAAAAUCAGCGAUUUUGGUCUAGCAAGAGUUAAGCGCUCUAAGUAUGCCAUGAUUCGCUCGCUUGUCGGCACUGUUAAUUGGCAAGCAGUCGAGCUAUGGUCUCCAAAGCCACAAUAUAACGAAAAGGUGGAUGUUUGGAGUGCAGCUAUGACAUUUUGGGAGGCACUACAGUGGCAUCAAACAGAGAAGAGAUACCCAUUCCAGGGCUUGAAUGAGCACCAAAUUUACAUGAACGUGCGGCAAAAGCAUCUAAGACCAUUUACGGGGAGCAUACGCCGUCGUUAUGGCGACGAUAUUGUGCAUCUUAUCGAUCAAAUGUGGCAACAAAACCCAAGAGACAGACCUAGCAUGUCUGAAGUUUGUGCUGAGAUCGAGGUGCUGAUUGCACGUAGGGAAAAUUCUGUAUCUCCGUCGUGA